AUGGAACCUCUUUUUUACAAAUCGAUCGAUCUCGGGCCCUACAUUUCAAAAAGGUCGAUAAGGACUUUGUUACGAACGCUUUUAGAGCGACCAUCAUUAGCAGACCACAUUAGAGAACUGCAGCUCUUUCUAUGGGACUCGGAUGGAGCUUACGUGGGCCCUGUGACAUUGAGUAGCAGACCUGCACGGGAGGAAAUUCUGUCUCGACCUCGACUUCACCGCAGAUAUGCGCUCCUGGAAAAGAAAAUAACUUUUGCUAGCCGCUCCCAGGACGAGGAGUGGGAGUGGUUGGAAGACAUACGAGCCGGUGUUGUUGAUGCCUUCUUGGCUGUGCUUCUGAUAUUGGUUCCCAACCUGGAAAACUUGAAGAUGACCCAGUUUCCUCCCAAUUCGAAUCAUUUCUUUAAGACCAUUUUUCGGGCGGCACGUCGCAGCGAACCGUUCGACGAGCAUCCUAUACUUACACGCCUCUCCUUCGUUGAUAUAAUGCCUCACUUUGCCAACUGCGUUGGUCCGUGCAUCCUGCUGCCUUACAUCGGACUUCCAGCUCUAAAAACAUUGGUUACGUCUAAACUAGGUGAAGAUUGGCUUAACAGGGGCCAGUGGGCGGACUCGUCGCUUACAACCCUUAAAGUUACCCAGAGUUGUUGCUCAGCAUCCAUCGCCACAUUCCUCAAAAGUUGCAAGAGCCUAAAAGUCUUCAAAUAUAGCCACCAUAACGAAUUUGGUCCCCAACGAUUUAACAUAAUGGGCAUCUGGAAAUCUCUUCAAGUCACAAAAGAUACGCUUGAAGACCUAUGGCUAGACGUCGAACGUGGGAGGGAUAUCUUUGAGCCAUCCUGGCCCACAGAAGUCCCUUUUUCGUUCGCUGAGUUUAGGGCAUUAAAGGUCAUUGGUAUAACUACUCGCCAGAUCCUUGACUUGCAAAACCCAAAUUCUCACGCGCUUGUGGAUAUCCUACCGCCGAACCUCGAAGGGUUGACUUUACUCGAUAUGCCGGACGACCACCUCGAGUACAUCAUGUCCGAAGUAACGCGGUUUGUGAAAGCUUCACCUACUGUCGCGCCAUCCUUGACAAAAAUCGCUUUGUGUGGCAAUUUUAACUCGGAUGCAGUCGAUGCGCUCGAAAGCGUGGCGAAAGUACGAGAAGCAUGUGCAGAGAUUGGGGUGGAGCUUAGUUUCCCGAUGGAAUGGUAG
This is a messenger RNA of Coccidioides immitis RS, 1197 nucleotides long. RefSeq lists its product as uncharacterized. Lineage: Eukaryota; Fungi; Ascomycota; Eurotiomycetes; Onygenales; Onygenaceae. Bases 1 to 1197 code for a protein of 398 amino acids. The record is from RefSeq and is a predicted model, not a curated record. The transcript has a single exon.